Molecule: messenger RNA, 974 nt
Organism: Paramecium pentaurelia
Lineage: Eukaryota; Ciliophora; Oligohymenophorea; Peniculida; Parameciidae
Source: the annotation of a GenBank genome assembly
AUGUAAAUUACAUAAAAUUCACAUUCUCCACCACCUGCAAAAAAAUAGCAUCUCAAAUUGCAUGUUUAACCUAUUCAAUUACCAGAUGCAAAUGUAUUGAAUAAAACAGUAGGCAAUUCAGAUCCAGAAAUUGGUAGUAAAUCAAUUAAAACUGAAAGAGUCACUGCAUUCAAGCAAAAUAAAAAGUUUCACAUUAAGUAAGUUUAACACAACACUCAUAACAGAUUAUAAACAAAUCAUCCGCGGCUUAUGCAAUAAGAAAAUGACGGUUUAUCUUUGAUAUUGUAUAAAUAAUCUUAGACAUCAACAUCAGAGAAAAUUAUCACAAGUAUCAUCAUCUUAUUUAGAUAAUAGAAUAAUUAGUCAAUGAUUUGAGAAAUAAAAUAGAUUAACAGGACUCUGUUAUCAGAUUAUAAGAGUUCAAAAUUAAUAGAUUACAAUAGGAACUUAUAUCACAAAAAUAAUAUUGCUCAAAUUUAUUAGCUAAAAUAUAUUAAAAUGAUCCUAAAAGUUAAUAUAUUAGUACAGUUAAGGUUCCUAAAUUAGGUCUUCAAUUUCAAGAAAACACAUAAUUAAGUUCAUAAUAAUAAUCUUUGUUAAAGAUAUCAAAUAAUCAUGAAUAUACAAAAAUUAAGAAUCUACAAAACUAAAUUAUAUUAUUAAAAUAAAAAUAGAGUGAAUUCAAAAAUUUCGUUAAAGAUACUUUUUUAUCUAUUAAAAAGAUAAUUUAAUCUUUUGAAAUAUUAUCAAAAGAAAAAAUUUAAAGUGUUUAAAUGGAAAAUAAAUUAAUAUUGAAUUCUCUUGAAGAAAUGAUCAAAAAUAACAAUAUGUAAUUAAAUAUUUAUUAAAAUAGUUAAAAUAAAGAAGAACUAAGUAAAAUUAAUUAAAAAGCUGAAAUCAUUUGUUAAGAAUUAGUUCUUGCUGAAUCAUAAAAGGAGGUCUACUAUUAAAAAUGUCUUUCAUUAUUAAGUUGA